Anopheles darlingi is the source of this 6505-nucleotide messenger RNA. Its product is annotated as motor neuron and pancreas homeobox protein 1-like. The transcript has 2 exons. The coding region runs from base 333 to 1049 and encodes 238 amino acids. Lineage: Eukaryota; Metazoa; Arthropoda; Insecta; Diptera; Culicidae. The record is from RefSeq and is a predicted model, not a curated record.
GCCCCUAUUGGCAGCCUUUCGCGCAUCUGUCGGAACGACAAAACCGAUCGUGCAUUAAAAACUUGUGUGUUUGUGUGUGUUGUAGCCCUGGUUGGGACUAGCACGCGGAAUAGGAAUCCCCUAGGACCUCAGGAUUCGGGGUAAUGAGAUUACCCUCUGCAGGACCUGAGAACGAAGCGAAGCUUUGAGACACCUACACCUGUAUACAACAAACAGGCGAGAUACAAGAGUGCUUUAUCCACGGUGGAAACCCACGACGAUCGAGGCGAAACCUACGCCUAAAAAGCAGCGGAAACACCUUCCAUUUACCAUUUACCCCCCCGCGAACUAUCAUGAAACAAUGCAAACAGUGCAACCACAGUGGAACGGAACACGAUCACACUAAACAUGGUUGUCAGGGCCGAAGAUCAUCACUACAGCACCGGCCAUCAGUCUCGAUAACAGCGAGCAACACCACAGCAACAACAACAACCAGCACCACCAGCACCACCUCUUCGACGAUGAAAACGGUCCCGGGCAACACGGCCACAACCGCCACCAAAUCCUCGACAACCACCAGCAGCAGCAGCAGUUCGUCGAGGGAUGGCAAAGAGACCGAGAUGAAGCUCGAUGUCCGGGCCGCGAGCGAGCUGAAACCUGCGAAAGGCCAACCACCGUACCACCAUCACCACUAUCCGUACGGCCAUCAUCACCAUCCGCUGGUGACGGCGGCAGCGGCAGCGGCCGCAGCAGCCGGUGCUGGCAAGCUGGUGCCUGGCGGCAAGCUGGUCGGUCCAGGGGUGGACUCGUUCUCGGCCCUGCAGCUACUACCGCCGCACCUACGGGAUGUGGUUCUGGCGGCGCAUCUUCUACGAGGUAAGCAUCAUGCGCGAGUAUUAUCAUCAUCAUCUACGAGAUGCGGUGGCAACCACCACCGCGCCCCGGUGUGCGGCCGAUGGCCGAUUGCGCUACGGCACAGGCCUCAGGAUGCCUCAUUAGACGCGACGCAACAAAUCAACUUUAUCAACUCGACCACCACCACAACGGUUCGCUUUUUCUUCGUCGACUAAGACGAGAGAAAAGUCUCUUUCCAUGUUGUAGCGACUGCUGCUGAGAAGCUUAUGGGAAUGGUGGGAAGGUUCGGAGGGGGACUACGGUAGUACGGUAGGCCUACGGGAUAGUCGGCGUGGCGGUAUUUUGUUUUUCCUCUUCUACCUUAUACUAUUCCUUCCUUCUUCUUCUUCUUGUUUUCUAGCUUCCAAGCUAUGAUUAAUUCGAAAACUACUUUCACAACUCCGCCAUCAUUAUGACGAGGGCCAAUCCUUUCGGGCAGCGAGCACGCGUUCAGCUACAGGAGGGGAGGCCUCCAUGGCAAGAGGUCGUGGCAAAGGCGUGUAGCGUAAAUCGCAACGGGAGCACCGGAGAUGAUCUUGCUAAGCUCCUGCCUGAAUUGAAUACCACUCUCGAUGCCCUCGCUCCUAGUGCAGCGAUAAGAUGGCCUCAAGAGUUCGCUAAAUUGUAGUGACUUCAACGGGGAGGGGAGUCCGUUCCUUAAUGUUUGCCGCAUGAAAUAUCGUAUGUUACGUGUUGCUCACUGCGGGGGUUACGUAAAAUCAGGAGAUGAAUGUAACCUGUCUAAUGGGCAAGCUUUACGAUCGCUUUUGUUACCCGGACCUUAUCUGAAUGUUCGGUGAAUCAAUAACGAACGAUUGCUUUCGAUCAAUGGUAGCGGGGCUACCGGGCAGUCACGCUAAUAGAAAGAUACUUUACAACCGAUUAUGGAAAAUUAUAAUGCAUCAGUGUAAUGGCGAAACUGUGUUGUGUUCAUUGCUUGGCUUCAUUCAGUGAUGAAUCUGAACCGCAUGCCACUUACUUUGCAUACACUACUUCUCACUCUCCGUAGCGGGUACAAAUGAUGUUGUAAUCUCGAUAGAGUGUCAAGAAUCGUUUAGUGUAUUCUUCUAAUGUGUGCAACUUUACAGCUUUACGCCGCGGCCUUUCUUCGAAUAAGCAGACAGACGACGUAGCUCUUGGCUAGGCAACGACGACGACGACAAGUCUAUUCUGAGAAUCGCUCCAAGCACUUCUAGACGCUUCUCACCGUCAACCUUACGGCUAGUGGUGGUCGGCUGUUGUGCCUGUAGGCGCCAGAAUCAAAAACCAGAAUCUGCUGCAAACCAUCCUCUCCAGCCUCUUCACAACCAACCUACCGCCCCGGUCGCUCUGGCCGUCCGGUGCGGAUUGGCGUUUCGCUUUAUUGCAGUGGAAUAUUAUUAUCAUUACAGCGGUGAGCGGGCUGGCAUUAUUAUUACCAUUGCUUGUAUUAUCGUUAUUAUUAUGCUCCAUAAAAAAGAAGUGACUUCGAAAGGAAGGAAAAACAGAGGCAGAGGAGGCAAUGGGAAGGACACAUAGCUGUGUGAUGGUGAGACACGGUGAUCGGGGAGAUCUACACUCGAACGAAUGCGCCACAGCGUUGCUUGCCAGCCCAUGCCAGGCCAGGCGUCUCUUCUGGUGCAGGUGGUUAUGGGAAGAGAAAGUACGGUGCAGGGUUGCAGCAGCAGCGCACUAGCUGCUGCACUGUACACGCUCUAGGUUCUGCCUGACCUGGCCGAAAGGAAAGCGUUGGCAGUGUUCAGCGAACAAGCACAACACUGCUGCUGCUGCUGCUGCUGCUGCAUCUCAAGUGCACCGACGAUGACGUUCGCUCGCGCCACCAAUGCACCGGGUAGGAGACGGUAGAGGAACACGGUGAGAGAGGGUGCCCGUAAAGGCAAAAGCCGUAAAGAUACAGGAAACGGCGGAGGUCGCCAUGGUGUGGUUGACUGGCGAUGGGUCCCCGCUCCUUGCGCUUCGUGCGCCGCCACCGAUUCCUUCGGCGGGCUGUGGCGAGUGUUCAGUGAUGCGCGCGGACCUUGCGCUUACGAUAUGCUGUUGCACACCAUCACUACGCCGGUGUGCGAUCCGAGCAGCCGCUGCCGCUCUACACCGCAGCCACUGCAGCAGGCACUGGCAGCAGCAGCAACAGCAAGCAAUGCUCAUUACAUGCAUUUUCAAUUUAGCCAAUUUCACGCGCCACGGCUACAAGUUGAUGUGUUGUAUAGUCUUUUCUUCGCUCCUUUUUUAUUCCCUGGUACGGCCAUUUAUAUAUAUAUAUUUUUUAUCAUCAUCAUCAUCAUCAUCACCACCAUCACCAUCACCAACGGGGUCGUUGUGUUCCGGCGACGAAACGAAGACACGGGGUUACACAUCGACGACAACAUAUUUGACCACAGUUGGGCGCACUUUUUGUCCCGGGCUCGGCUGUUGUUUCGGCUGCGCACCUUCUUGCUGCACACAAGCACAAACGCGUGUGCAGCAGCUUUCGUUUGGUUGCCAGGCCAACCACCUAAGGUAAUAAACAGAUUGAUUUGCCACCCUUUAUGCGGGUCGUCCAUCGCCAACGGUGUGGUGCCUGUAGCCCCGGGAUCCAAGUUCCGGUUUUUCCUACCUCGAGGGGACUGCUGCGGCGGCUGCUGCUGCUGCUGCUUGUGUUUGACAAAUUUGAGCAAACGAGGCUGCUUUCGUCAUGGAACCGGACUCCGAACCACCCCAAGAUGGGUUGUGUUUCUCGAUGGGCCGUUUUGUGUGUUCCGCAUUCGUUCAUGCUAAAUUGCCUUUUAAGACAGGAUUCGACGCGCGCGCUCGCCGGUGAAAGGUAAUCAAGCGUAAGUAGGCGCAGGGGUGGAGAGAGGGGUUUUCGCUGAAGCCCAAGCGACGCGAUACUGGCUGUGCUGCUCAUUUUUUUUCCCUCCGUUUUCAGGCACCGGGGAAGAUGGGUGUCAAGAUGAUCGAUGCAAAUUAGUUGGCACCUUUUCGAUGUAGUCCCACCAUCCCUCAGGGGCAUCUUAACUCAUCGUUUCGGUUCGGUUCGGUUUGGGACGGUAGGGACGCUCAAUUUUCAAUUUUAUCUCCGAUAAGUGAGCUGUGCUGCUGCAAAGUAAUCAUGAUGACUGCAGUCCUCUCACACGGACUCCUGAAACACGGUCGAGACAGCAAUUAGCUUGCAUUUAACAAUUAGCCAGCUCACGCUUACGAAUGAUUGAUUGAUUGGUUGGUUGGUUGGUUGGUUCGGCGGUUGGAUCGGAUGAUUGCGCCCGGUUGGUAAUCAACAUUCCUUCGUUUCUCCUUCGAAAUGUAAUUGUCCAAAAGUGGUUCAAAAGCGUGCCGAACUCUUCGGUGAGCGAACUUGAGUUGAACGAGACCCAAGCCCGAAGCCUACAUGGAUGUGACAUUUUCGUUCCCUUUGCUGUACGCGAACGGUAUUUCGAAUAGGCGGCGAUACGUUGCAUAACAACGUCGUCGUGGUGUCUUGUGGCAUGUCGCUGUGGCGCACCACCACUCGAGCAUACGGCAGAAAUCUGGUUUUCUAGUUCGCGCGAUAAAGUAGGAUUGAUUGGAUGACAAACAAAGCAUUAAAAUGGAAAAUAUCGUCCCAUUCACCAACCCUUUGGUGGAAGGCCAAGGGGGAGGUUUAGCUGCAUCAAAGAGUUCACUUAAGACUUAGCGCGCGCCCAAUAUGAGAUGGUGUAUCUUGUGUUUGAGGUAGAGUAAGCUAAUCCCGUCGUUACUUACCUUGCUCGAUAGCUAACAGUACACAGUAGCAGUAACAGUGUCAGCCGCUGAGGCGACGACGACCACGACGAAGACAACGAAACAGAGCGAGCUCCACCUAUCUUGCUUACGCCAUCGCUCCAUGGGAACGGUUCCAAUCCCCGGUGAGGAUCGCUUCAAACUUGUUUGCUCAUUUAAUUUAUGUACUUUUCUCUUUGUGCAAUUUACAUAACCACCUGUAAGGAAGAGAAAGAGGUGAUGAAGAGCGUGAGGCCAAGCUUUUGGCAAGACCGCGUGCGAAAGUAGCGCGCUGCUACGCGCCAUUUCGGGUCUUUUGUUUUUGGGAAAACGAGGAGACUCCCUUUUCUCCUCGAUUCGAUGCAUCGUUGCCUAUUGCCUGCCGGUCGAAAUGUCACGUUGACAGCCGCGUCCUGACGAAGUCGCGGACUGUCGCUUCAUUGCGAGGUUGAAGGCCGCAGCACAGGGCACAGCAGCAGCCAGCCAGCAUGCGCCGAGAUGGUGGGUCGACGAUCACGAUCGCGUAAUCACCUGCGCCGCAGCGGACCGAUGGAUCAAUCCCGAAAAGCGGAGAAAAAGGGGGUCUGAAAAGUCAAAUGCACACUUUCACGUGCUUUCAGCGAGGAGGCCUCUUUCUGGUGGGGGGACUGCAAGUGUUGGGCUUAAGCGACGGCAGGCACCAGUCGAUGGAUUAUUGAGGCACGAGCGAACGAACGCGCCUCGCGAGAUAAGGUGUGAGAAAAAGAGAGAGAAAGCGCCAUCCAACCAACCGCUCGGAUACCGUCGGAUGUCGCGGUGUGGUCCGCGGUGUGGCGGUGACAAAAUUACAUAAAAGAGUGCCAAAGCGAUUGCCAAACACAUGCACCAGCCAGCCAGCCAACCAGCCAGCCAGCGAUGAGUUCCGUAUUCCGUCGCGGCUACAACGUCGAAAGCCCCGACCGCUCUACCCACCAAUCACUCCACGGUGUACGAAUGGCCACGGGGUGUCGGGGUAAACAGGCAAGCACAAGUGUUUGUCCACGGUUUAGCGAGCUUAAGCGUCGCCGGUGCGGUGUAUGCCAGCGGCUUUUCAUCUGGAUCCACAGCUCUCCGGGCCACACGCUUUAGCGGUGCCUGCUGGCUCCCAGGGGAUUACGGACCGAUACGGCAGAUGACAACAACAGACACUCCAACGUGUACGUGUGCGCGUGUGUGUGUACGUGCUUGUGUUUGAGCAUGAUUGUCGCGCUUUUACCAGCGCGCUCGCGACAGUCGUCAUCAUAACUUUAGCACAGCAUGAUGAGGGAUGCUGUGGGCAUGAUUUUUGGGAAAAUCAAAUCGACGGUGCAGAAGCUCUAAAGCGGAUUAUGUUUAAUUAACUCUUCUAAAUACUUUACCCGGGAUUGCAUAAUUCAACUGCUGUGAGACCUCGCGAGACCGUGAAAUUGUCCGUUUUACUGAUGAAUAAUGGCGUAACAGGAUAGCACGCGGGUGUUCUGGUGUUCAAGGAUUUGCAAUAUUGAUUAAAUUUGUUUAUAUUCUCUGUCGGUUUUUGGGGAGUUUUUUUGAGGAUUCAAUCAAAGAAGGCAUCAUUUUGUUAAUGCGAUGUUCAACUAAUGGGGUUAAUGGGGUGUUCCAAAUGUUACAUGGAAAAUCUUAGGUGACGCUUUUUUUAAAAUAAUUAGACGUCAAGCCAUUCUUGGAAGCGUCCAUGAACAAAGGUGUUAAAUGCUUAUUAUAAAUCGGUGCCGAAUAAUAUUGGCUAAAAAACUAUAUAGAUAAAGUUUGUUAGAUGUCUUUAGUUGGUUAAUGAAUACCAGUGUAUCGUAAACAUGUUAUAUUAAGUUUUUUUUUUAAUUUUUGACAACAUUCUGAAGAAAUCUUGUUUGUUGUGAUGACUGCGACUAUAAGCUGAUUUUAAUUAUGAUUCAUGAUAAAA